AUGGAGGGAAACGGCAAGGAAAAGGACAACACUGAUGAUGCUCCUAUUAGACCUGUGUCCUCCUUGCUAUCCCAUUUUGAAAACCUUUCUCACCAGAAGCCCCAGUCUUCGCUGAGCACUAGUCCAUGCGAUACCCCCUCCGGCCGAUUCUUACGAGCCCCCGAACAUGGUGACGAAACCCGCUCUACCAGUCGCACCUCCUUGGAUUUGCCUCGAUCUCGCUCCCCGUGGAACACGUCCGCCGACGAGAGACAGGGCCCUGGACAUGAACCGACGAACGGCGAGCAGCUGAGGGCUGGCAGAUCUCCGGGAAGUCGAUAUGGCCGGCCCAUUUCGAUGAGCAUCCACCACUCCUCGCCGCAGCUUCCGCCCACUUUGACAGUGCACUCGCCCCAAUCGCCGCCCCGUGGUGUUGAACGGGAAUCCCCUUUCCCUCCUCGGAAUGGAAAUCGCUCCCCCAGAAGUCCGGUCCAUCUCCCUCGUGCGUCUGUAUCCAGUGGUGUCUCGCGCGCGUCACCUGCUCGCCCGGUGACUCCGCAGCUUGGAUCAUCUGUUCCUAUAGGAGAGACGGUCCAGCGACUUUCUCCCAGUGCCCCUUCUGUGAAUGGCCGUGGCAGCCCGGCAGAUCGGAAGUCGAAGAGCGCAUCGCUGCCUCCCCCAGUUAAUCGGGCCGACAAACCGAAAAUCCCCGCAAAGCCGGCAAUGUUUUCCCACCCGGAUAGUAGCUCCCUUGCGCCGCAGCCGGAGAAGGCCUCAACCGAGGACCGUGUGUCUCCCUUCAGUACUCCUCCGAGCAGCCCUGAAAAGGCACCAGCGAAAUCAGUGUCAACAGGGAAGAUACACUCACGACUCCCGCCUGCACGACCUACACCUGAAUUCCUAAGCCGGGGGUCAGUUGAUAGUCGGUCCCCGGAACCAUCGGCCUACACACAACAUGAUGCUAGAGAUCUUGGGUAUUUUCGCAGUCGUCCUAUUCCUGAGCCUACACGUGCCACUAAACCCUUGAUGGUACAAAUUCCACCAUCCUCUCCUGCUCUUCCUGACUCUGUGUCUACUGCUCCGCCUCUCUCUGCUCAAAGGCUCCGAGCAAGGGACAUUCCUUAUGAACGCCCGGGACUUCCUCCAAGACCAACGUCGGUGGUUCCUCGUCGAACUGGAGUCUCACCAGCUCGCGAGUCUCUGCGAACUGCAGCAAGUCCCGCCCAAAUGACGCCGAGUGGUCAAUCUGCUCCAUAUUUCUCGCAUGCAACCGAAUUAGCACGUUCCCGUUCCGUACAAAGGCAACAGUCCCUGCCUCGUGAAUCUCAGAUGCCCUCGUAUCCGGACCGUCGAAUUGUUCGGACAGACACUGAGGAGGAUGAACAAGCUACCGAGGAAACCCCUGUCUCGCGGACAGAUUACCCUGAUGCCUCACAAGCAAAUCGGCGCCCACCAUACCUGAAAUCAGGCCCCAAAGAGAUUCCCACCAGGUACGACACCCGGCUCCUGGACGUGUGCGGCAAGUAUGCGUGCACGACAGGCUACUUAACUCGUGUGUGGGAUCUUACCACUGGUGAACAAGUCUUGAGCCUCAGCCAUGGUGAGACAGUGAAGAGUUUGUCCCUUGCCUUCAAGCCAGGUGCAGCACUCGAGGAUGAAGGCCAGCGUGUGUGGCUUGGCACAAGUGCUGGAGACCUCCAUGAGGUUGAUAUCAUGUCUGGUUCGAUUGUUGCCACUCGAGCUUACCCGUCGCGUCGAGAAGUUAUCCAGAUCCUUCGACACAAGAAAGAGAUGUGGACUUUGGACGACGAGGGCCGACUGCUGGUGUGGUUGCCAGAUGAGUCUGGUACGCCCAAUCUACAGUAUAGCUACCACAGCCCGCAUGAGCGGGUAGCCCGCGGUCAUACUUUCUCGAUGAUUGUGGAUGAUAAGCUUUGGCUGGCUGCUGGCAAAGAGGUCCAUGUAUACCGACCAAAUGCCCGCGAAGACGAGCCGUUCAAGGUAUUGAAGCGUCCAUUAGGCUCUCAACAUUCGGGCGACGUUACCUCGGGCACUUUUACCACCAAGGAUGGUGGGCGCGUAUAUCUGGGCCAUGCCGACGGUAAAGUGACAGUUUACUCAUCCACUGAUUAUACCUGCUUGGCGGUUGUCAAUGUCAGCGUCUACAAGAUCAACUGCCUCGGCAUUGUUGGGGACUAUCUGUGGGCAGCAUACAAGACGGGAAUGAUCUAUGUCUAUGAUGUCAAGACAAAUCCUUGGACUGUAAAGAAGGACUGGCGCGCGCAUGACAGUCCCGUCUGUGGCUUCGUGCUGGACACAAGCAGCGUGUGGACGAUGAACCGCCUUCAAGUGACCUCUCUCGGUACGGACAAUUGCAUUCGCCUCUGGGAUGGUAUGCUGGAGGAUGACUGGCUGGAUACUCGCAUGCAAAGCAAGGAUGUAGAGUUCUGCACUUUCCGAGAGAUGAAGACGGUUAUUGUUACUUGGAAUGCAGGUGCAUCGACUCCUGGCAGUGUGUGCACAUCGGAUUUCAUUCAAGACGCCAUUCAACCAGAAGAUCCCCCGGAUAUUAUCGUCUUCGGAUUCCAGGAGUUGGUCGAUCUGGAAAAUAAAAAGAUCACAGCCAAGAGCUUGCUUCUUGGCAGCAAGAAGAAAGAGAAUGGGGAGAAAGAGCACAUGAGCCGACAGUACCGAGUAUGGAUUGAUCAUCUCACUCGGGCUCUUCACCAGUUCAUGCCUCUUGAAGAGUCCUACGUUCUUCUCCACACAGCCAACAUGGUCGGUCUAUUCACCUGUGUAUUCGUCAAGCAUAAGGAACGCCACAACAUCAGGAACAUCAGCGCGUCGGAAGUUAAGCGGGGAAUGGGAGGAUUGCACGGAAAUAAGGGUGCCCUCAUCUUCCGCUUCGUUCUUGAUGAUAGCUCGAUGUGCUUUGUCAACUGUCAUCUUGCGGCCGGCCAGACUCAGACAGCUCACCGUAACAAUGAUAUUGCAGCGAUUCUCGAGGCUGAGACCUUACCCCCCGAAGCCAGUCUAACACAGCGUUCCGAUCACUAUGCCAGCGGCGGUGAUGGCUCGAUGAUCAUGGAUCACGAGAUUUGCAUUCUCAAUGGUGACCUGAACUAUCGUAUCGAUUCCAUCCCGCGCAACGUCAUCAUUGAUGCUGUCCGCCAGAACAACCUCACCAAACUUCUCGACCGCGACCAACUCCUUGCUUCCCGACGGAAGAACCCCGGAUUCCGACUCCGUAGCUUCAUUGAAGCACCUAUUACCUUUGCGCCGACAUAUAAAUAUGACGUCGGCACCGAUCAGUACGAUUCCAGUGAAAAGAAGCGCUCUCCCGCCUGGUGCGACCGCAUUUUGUACCGUGGCAUCGGCCGCGUCAAGCAGCUCGAGUAUCGCCGACAUGAAGUCCGUGCUUCUGACCAUCGGCCCGUCAGUGCUACAUUCAAGGUCCGUGUCAAGACUGUGUUGCCGAAGGAGCGUGCGGCAGUAUGGGAGACGUGCCAGCAGGAUUUCCAAAACGAGAAGCGGCGAUUGGCGUCUGACGCUAGCAUCGAGUAUCUUAUCACUGUCCUCGGCACUGAUCCCCGCCAAGCCCGUGCGCUGAUCUUGGGAAAAAGUCAAUAG
This is a messenger RNA of Penicillium macrosclerotiorum, 3609 nucleotides long. Its product is annotated as putative inositol polyphosphate phosphatase. Lineage: Eukaryota; Fungi; Ascomycota; Eurotiomycetes; Eurotiales; Aspergillaceae. The record is from RefSeq and is a predicted model, not a curated record. Gene Ontology annotation, molecular function: phosphatidylinositol-4,5-bisphosphate 5-phosphatase activity; protein binding. The coding region runs from base 1 to 3609 and encodes 1202 amino acids. The transcript is spliced from 6 exons. Gene Ontology annotation, biological process: phosphatidylinositol dephosphorylation.